AUGUUGAAGGACUCUGUUAGUCGUGGGUUCCCGAUCUUACGUGCACAACCAACUGAACUCGCAUUCGGUGGCGUGUAUGACGAAAUUCUAGCUCCUGGGGGAGAGCACGAAGCUGAAUUUUCUCGCACAAAGGUCUUAAGUCCUUUUGCUAGUGUUCAUCAACGAUUUCAAGAAGAAAUUGGCUUCGUACUUCUGGAUCUGCUUAUUGGGGCAGAAAUGGGGAACGAGCAUAUUGCGGCGCAUUUGGCUCGCUGGCUCGAGAUCGAAGACGGCUCGGAGGCGUUCUUCGAGCUCGAGUUGGCUCGUGGCUCGCUCUGCCCAUUCGCUCAAGUUGUGGGCGAAGGUCAAGCACUGGACUUGAUGGUCUGGAAGGGAAUUGUGCAUGAUGCGUUGCUGGGCGUUAUAUACCGUCGCGGCAGUUUUUUUAUGACUCUGAAACUAGUUUUAGAAUCUUCAGAUCUGGACGAUGAUGGUCCAGACCAACUCUUUGCUGGCGUUCCAACGAGGCUCAAAUCCAAGCCAGUGAGAGCAAAACGCCCUGCAAACGAGGACGACGCAAAAAUGCCGAAAGCGGACAAAGUGGCGAGACCUCAUCAUGUGUCUCGACUAUCAGGUAGCGAGGCUCUUCUAGCCUUGCAAGCCAAAGCUCGCGCCUCAGCGCAACAUGUGCCUUGGAAUUUACUACUAGUACAUACAGGUCGCCCACUCUAG
Phytophthora infestans T30-4 is the source of this 711-nucleotide messenger RNA. RefSeq lists its product as uncharacterized. Lineage: Eukaryota; Oomycota; Peronosporomycetes; Peronosporales; Peronosporaceae. The transcript is spliced from 3 exons. Bases 1 to 711 code for a protein of 236 amino acids. The record is from RefSeq and is a predicted model, not a curated record.